AUGUCUACAAGGCUUGUGGCCUCCCAUACCAUCUUUCUUCUUCUAUAUGUCGAUGACAUCGUGGUAACUGGCAGUGAUUCCACUCAUCUCCAACAAUUCAUCUCUGUUUUAGGUGGCCACUUUGACAUCAAAGACCUUGGUCCGCUAAGCUAUUUCUUGGGUUUACAGGUUCUUCAUAAGGAUGGUACUUUCCACAUCAAUCAACUCCAAUAUGCACAUGAUCUUUUACAGAAAGCCAAUCUUCUCAACUCCAAACCCGCAUAUACUCCAUUGGCUGCCAAGGUUCUCCUCUCUAUCUCUGAUGGUGCUCUCAUCUCCAACCCAACCGAGUAUCGUGAGCUUGUUGGCAGUUUACAGUAUCUCACUCUUACUCGCCCUAACAUAUCUUUUGCCAUCAACACUAUUGCUCAGUUCAUGAGUGCCCCUCGCACCUCUCACCUUGUUGCCGCUAAACGGAUACUUAGGUACAUCAAGGGCACUAUUGAUCUCGGCCUCACCUUCACUCCUCAAACUGCCGCAGCUCGUCUCUCCGCUUACUCUGAUGCGGAUUGGGCUGGGUGCCCUAAUUCUCGUCGGUCAACCACUGGAUAUGUGAUUACUCUUGGAACUAACCUCAUCUUAUGGUGUUCCAAGAAACAGGCCACAGUCUCGUACGUACAUAGUCGGAAUAUUGUGCCCUCUCUCAUGCUUGUGUCGAAACCACAUGGCUCUGCUCCCUUCUUCAUGAAUUGGGUGUGCGUCUUCGGUUCCCGAUCCAACUCUUUUGUGACAAUCUCAGCACCACGUACAUGGCUGCCAAUCUAG
Prunus avium (sweet cherry) is the source of this 804-nucleotide messenger RNA. The record is from RefSeq and is a predicted model, not a curated record. NCBI's taxonomy places the organism in Eukaryota, Viridiplantae, Streptophyta, Magnoliopsida, Rosales, Rosaceae.